Arabidopsis lyrata subsp. lyrata is the source of this 651-nucleotide messenger RNA. RefSeq lists its product as uncharacterized. The coding region runs from base 10 to 561 and encodes 183 amino acids. Lineage: Eukaryota; Viridiplantae; Streptophyta; Magnoliopsida; Brassicales; Brassicaceae. The transcript has a single exon. Gene Ontology annotation, biological process: negative regulation of catalytic activity. The record is from RefSeq and is a predicted model, not a curated record. Gene Ontology annotation, molecular function: pectinesterase inhibitor activity.
ACAAGAAAAAUGGUUGCAUACGUCGAUAAAAACUUUUCAUCGGCUUGUUUAGUGGUUUUACUCUUUUUUGUUGUCUCAUCGUAUGCAACGUUUAGUACGAUGGUUACAAAAGAUGAGAUCCACUUCAUAUGCACCCAACAAGAUAUCAAUUCUUCACUUUGUUUUGAGGUUCUAAAACCAAAUCCUGAAAUUGCUAGAUUUGAUUUUCCUGGUCUCUUCAAAUUUUUGCUCAAUUAUCAGGCUCGAAAUAUUUCGGAUACGCUGAAGCAAUUUAAAUUAUCAGCAGACUACACCCGGGAUAAAGAUUCUCAAUAUUCCGUAUGCAUAGAAGAAUAUGAAAAUGCUCUAGAAAAUCAUGAUAAAGCCCUCAAAUAUUUGGCUGCCAAAGACUAUGCCAGCGUAAACACUAUGGUCAGUGCAACAAUGACAGAAAUGUUUACGUGUACUGAUGAUUUGUCAACAAUGAAGCCAAUACCAAAAUUAUUUAUAACGAAAAGUAAUGUUAUUUCAGAUCUGUCUAACAUUAUCCUCGUGAUUCUCAAAAAAAUUAAGAUUAUGUAAUUCUCGUGAUCUAUAAUAAUAAUAUUAGUAUGGUCGUUGUCAUUAUCCCUUUUUAAUAUAUAAAAAGUAUUAAAGAUAUAAAAAGUUUUU